This is a messenger RNA of Aedes aegypti (yellow fever mosquito), 1083 nucleotides long. Its product is annotated as melanization protease 1. Gene Ontology annotation, biological process: proteolysis. Gene Ontology annotation, molecular function: serine-type endopeptidase activity. The transcript has 4 exons. Bases 56 to 988 code for a protein of 310 amino acids. NCBI's taxonomy places the organism in Eukaryota, Metazoa, Arthropoda, Insecta, Diptera, Culicidae. The record is from RefSeq and is a predicted model, not a curated record.
AACUUAUUGCAGUUCAGUUGAUAAAGUUGCAUCGUUCGGAUGUGUCUAUCGCUAGAUGUCCUACAAUAAGAUGUUCGAACAGACGACUUUCACGGUGUGGUUUGCUCUCAGUUUGGUGCUGUGGUUGGGGAUCAGAGCCGAUGCUGACGGACUGGCAUCCGAUAAAUUGAAACUACUUCCCCGAUAUUGUGGACUCAGCAUUUCCGACAGGCUUGUCGGAGGAAAGUAUGCGCAGUUGUUUGAAUAUCCCUGGAUCGCUCUGUUGCAGUAUGAUCACGAUGGGGAAAUAGAGCAUGGUUGCAGUGGAACGUUGAUUAACAAUCGCUAUGUAUUGACCGCCGCGCAAUGUCUGGCCAAUAGAACCGAUUUUCAAUUGCUUAACGUGCGCUUGGGUGAACUGGACAAAAGUCAGUAUUUAGACUGUUCUGUGUAUGAAACGGGAGAUGAGGCUGAAAAAGAUUGUGCAGAUCCAGCGGAUGAUUAUGGCGUUGAAACGAUUCGUAUCCAUCCGGAGUACAACCACGAAACAUUUCAGAACGACAUCGGACUGAUUCGCCUAAAUCGAGACGUCGUAAUGCAUGAUAACACAAAUCCAAUCUGCAUGCCGAUUGCAACUUCGGUACGGUCGGCGACAACUUCGAAACUCGUCGGUAUCGGCUGGGGAACUUGCGGAACUCAACAGAGCUCAAAUCUAUUGCAGAAGUCGUUGCUGACUCCAGUUGAUAGCGUGGAAUGCAAUCGUGCACUAUCUGCCGGACAAAUUGAGAUGCAAGUAAGCGCCGCUCAAAUCUGUGCCACCAGAUUCACCGGUAUGGACAUUGGAGGACCAAUUGGAGCAGUGAUGCCCCACUCCCACGCCGGACCGAAAUUCGUCCAGGUGGGCAUUGCUUCCGGAGCAGUGGGUUACUGUGAACGGGAAAAUGUUCCCGGGGUUUACGUUCGGGUUGCAAACUAUAUGGAUUGGAUUCUGGAUACUAUUCAUGCGUAGGAUUCACAUAACAUUCAUAUUAUAAAUAUAAAUAUAAAGUUAAAUUCUGUAGAACGAAAGUUAUAGACACUUAAGAAAUAUACAAUUGAAAUGAG